AUGGUAAUGCGAACACCUUCCGGAAAGCUCGGUCACACCAAGUCACGAAAGGGUUGUCUCCGAUGCAAGGCACGUCAUGUCAAGUGCGAUGAGCGGCGCCCUUGUGGCAACUGCGUUCGCGAUGAUGCAGUUUGCAGCUUGACCCAAAAUUUCAAGCAGCCACCUCCGGUCUCAAGCAGCUCCGGUGAUCAGGAUCGGAGAAACAUACGGGAGCCUACCUCGCUUACCGAGUCGGCAACUGCUGACUUGGACGUGUCGACUAAGCAGGACUUGUCGACAUCAGCUGGGCCCGAUGUCAUCGACGGUGGACCUACUGCUGCCUUCGGGACUUGGAUGCAAAGCAUGCGCUUACUCCAUCAUUACCAUACUGUCUAUGCCCCAUCCUUGAAGAUGAGCCAUGACUUCUUACUGCAUGGGCUGCUUGCGUUGUCUGCUCUUCACUAUGCACAAAAUCAGCCGGGCCUGUAUAAGGAGUACAUCCUUAUAUCGUCGCAAUAUCAGGGCCUCGCUCUGCGGCCAUUUGCCACAAAGCUGCAAGGCAUCAACGAGGGCAACUGUGAGCCAUAUUUGUUUCUCGCCACGUUUGUCUUCAUUAUUAGUAUGUGCUCGAUCACUGGCCAGCAGGCACCGGGAAUGCCUGUCGUUCCUAAAGAUAUAGCGCAAUCCUUUAUGCUCCUUCAGGGUAUCAAGAGCAUCUGCAUACUCAAGCCAAUGGAGACAUGGAGCUAA
This is a messenger RNA of Rhinocladiella mackenziei CBS 650.93, 729 nucleotides long. RefSeq lists its product as uncharacterized. The record is from RefSeq and is a predicted model, not a curated record. Gene Ontology annotation, molecular function: zinc ion binding; DNA-binding transcription activator activity, RNA polymerase II-specific. NCBI's taxonomy places the organism in Eukaryota, Fungi, Ascomycota, Eurotiomycetes, Chaetothyriales, Herpotrichiellaceae. The transcript has 3 exons. The coding region runs from base 1 to 729 and encodes 242 amino acids. Gene Ontology annotation, biological process: regulation of transcription by RNA polymerase II.